Messenger RNA from Lucilia sericata (common green bottle fly), 3736 nucleotides. RefSeq lists its product as uncharacterized. The transcript has 5 exons. The coding region runs from base 337 to 1650 and encodes 437 amino acids. NCBI's taxonomy places the organism in Eukaryota, Metazoa, Arthropoda, Insecta, Diptera, Calliphoridae. The record is from RefSeq and is a predicted model, not a curated record.
UUAUUCCCGACUCGCAUUCAGGUAGUUCUCCUACAAAUUUUCCAAAAUUACCAAAUAAUAAGCUAUAAUUUCCUGAAAUUAACAACAGGAAUAGUGAAUUAAGAUAAUACGCUGAAAUAAGAUUAAAAAGUUUUAAAGUGAAAUACAAAAUUUCCUUGUAAAAAUCAACAAAGAAAAUUUUGAUUUAUGAAAAUACUUUUUUUGUGAAAAUUGUAGACGUGUGUGUGUGAGAGCGUGGCUGAACUUAAUAUAAAGAGAAUAUUAGAAAAAGUGCUUUUUAACCAAUUCUCCCUCAACUUAACCACAGCCGGAAUUUUCUUAUGAAAUUUUAUCAACAUGGAAGCUAAACAACAAACUCCUGCUGAAGUUCGUGAGGUGUUGAAUAAAUAUUUGGAGUUGUUUCAACAGAAUAGCAUUGAAUUUAAAUAUUUUCUGGCUCCAAAUAGUGUAAUCGAUUGGUAUGGCCGCACCAUACGUGGAGCUAACAAAAUUCAUGAUUAUUUAAGACAUGAAAUACACAAUAAUUUUGAUCACACCGAAUUUUUGGAACCUCAUAAAUGUGCUCCCAUCGAAACCAAAACCAGUCACAUGCGCACCAAAAUCAUAUCUACGAAGCCCAUUGAUCUUGUACAUCCUAUAAAUCGUGUACCAGAUAUGGUACCUUUAAAAUCCUAUGCCGAUAGUGAUGUAGAAGAUAAUGAGCUGCCUGAAACCUCGGAAUUUGCUGCUGCCAUUAUUAGUAAUCAAAAGAAAACUCCAGAAAAAUGUACUAGUACAUUAAUCGAAGACUUAACGCCACCAGCUAGCGCAACAAAAGAAGAAAAACCUCACGAGGAGGAGGAGGAGGAGGUAGUACAGGUACAAGCAACAGUCGAAGAGUUAAAUAAACCAGUGAGAUCCUUAAAACGUACGCAUUCAGGACGUUUUAGUUAUUUAAAACGUUUACCCACUGCUCCCUCUACCAGUAAACGGGUGAGUAAGGAUUAUAAAGGUAUACGUACCUUGCUAGAUGAUUCAUCCAGUGAAGACGAUGAUUUAGAAACAAUGGAGGCUUUAUAUACCCCUUUAAGGUAUAUAGAGGUCAAGGGUAUAAUGCGUAAUCGUAGCGCAACAACAUCACGUCAACGUAGUGCCCUCUGGCGUGAUUGUAAUCAAUUGGAAACACACCUGCGUAUAUCUUAUCGUCGCAAAUUGGAAGAUAAUCAAUUACAAUUUGCUCUAAUCAUUUAUGAAUCAUGUAAUCCUACACCUACGAUUACCAAACGUAAUCUUAUGACACAAUUCUCAAUGACUGAACCCAAUGAAGAUAAUCAUGAUGUAGUUACACAAAUAGAACCCGAAUACUCUGAAGAAAUGGUGGUAGAAAGUGUUUUACACGAACCAGUACUUAUAGAACCACAUACCGUUACCACUACCGGUACUUUAUUGGGCACCACAGAUGAUCCUUUUAAUGAGGAUGAAGAGGGCUCUUUGGAAACGUUAUCAGUGUCUCAUAUGCGUACACCUACGAAAUUUACACACACCCCGCCGGCUACACCUAAACGAAAACCACGAUCUUUGUUUCAAUCCGCCUCGGGUUUGAAACGUUUAAAUAAUUCACCCACUGCACCUACGCCUAAGCGUAGUGCAGCUCGUAGUUUAAGACUUUGAUUUUAAAGAUUUUUUUUUUAAUAUUAUUAUUUUUAAUAUUAUUAUUUUUUUAUAGCUCCCUUUUUAAUAAGUUUUUUUUCUUCUCCCUGCUUGUUUUAUAUUUUUCUGGGUUUAUUUUAGAAAUGAACACUUUUAUUUUGGUGUGAAAAGGAGAAGUCACUAGUUUUUUAUUUUAUAAGUUUUAAUAAUAUUGUGUUGAUUUUGAAGGAUUGGAAUAGGCAUCGGCAGAGAGUGACUAAUUUGUUUUUUUAAUGCAUGGAUUUCUUCAUAGAAAAGAGAUUUUUAAUAAAGUUUUUAUAUACUUUUGUUUUAGCAAAUAUACAAAUUACUUAUUGGGAACAAAAGAAAAUUGACAAAUUUAGCGUAAAAAUUUCUAUGAAAAUCUUUUCCAAACUUAUGAAAACGAAAUGAUUUCCUUACAAAUUUUCCAUAAAAAUUUUUCUAAAUUUUUUCUCUUUACAAAAGUUUAUAUUUUUCCAAGGAAAGAUAGAAUUUUUGUUUACAAAUAAAAGGAGAUUUAACAAGAAACUUUCUUAAAUAUUUUUGUAUUUUUUUUAAAGAAAUAUUUGACAAAGUUUUUAAGUUAUUAUUACUUAUUAGGUCUCAGCUUUUAAAAAUCUUAAAGAAUGAAAGUCAAUUUUUAAAAAUUGAAAAAGUAUCAAACGUUACUCCCCUGCCAAUUAGUUUAUUUUACAUGUCUGCAAGUUCUUUUAAAAUUCUUCUUUAGAAAAAGAUUAAAAAAACUUUCUCAAGUAUUUUUAUAUUUUUUUAUAAGAAAUAUUUGAUAAAGUUUUUAAGUUUUCCUAAAUUUUAACUAAAACUUUCUUAAAUAUGUUUCUAAAUUUAUUUCUUGGAAAAUUAUUUGACAAAGUUUUUAAAUAGAAAUAUACAGUUCUUUAAUCUUUGAUUUUUUGUUCGAAAUUCUUACUCUCUGAAGCAGUUUUAGGCUGAAAAGAGGUUUUAAGAAUCUAAAAAAGAACUAUUUUAGAAAACACUCUUAUAAACUUGAGGGUUACCUUUCCUAGUUGGAUAUUGUUUGGAAUUUUCACCUUCGAAACGGGUUCUAUGAAAACGUUAAAGAGUCGACUUUUGCUCUAUAGAACUGUUCUGAAUCUAGUUUUUUAAUUAAUAACUUUUUAACAUUGAAAUUGUCACCUUGAGAGUAGUUCUUGAACUAGUUCUACUUUCAGAAAUUUUUAUCUUUGAAAUUGUUAAACUACUCGGCAACUAAUGUAUAACUCCUGUUUAAAAUUUAUCUCCGUAUUCAUAAACAUAUUAAACUUUAAGCAUUUUUUCCAUACGAAAUUCCUGAAAUAAAUCAUUAAUAACUUUAUUAAGCGUUUAUGAAUACGGGGUUAAUGUAUAGAAAACUCUUUAGAAGUUCAUUAGUAUUACAAGAGGGUUCCAAAGUAGGGGUGCUAGAAGUAAUGCCAACAUUACAACUAAAUCUAAGAUUGUAAUGCCAGAAUCUGAAAAGUUCUGGAAACAAAUUCUAUAUUUUUCAAAUUUUAUAAAUCAACUUCAGCAUGUUUCUAUUCUUAAUCUUAAAUUUUAAUUUGAUCUCUUUGUAAAAAAAAAAGAAAACUUGUGAUUUUUUUCUAUUCAAAUUUCUCCUAAACAAACCUGAUUAAAAACUAAAUGCCCUAAAUAAACCUAAAAAAUAUAAAUUCAGGAUUUUUAAUUCCUUAAAACUUAUAACAAAAACAAAAGCAUGCUUAGUAAUUUAUCAAAAUAUCAUAUAACUUUAAGUUGUUUUUUCUUAACAUCAACUUAUUUAUAUAGUUUUUAUAAAAUUUACCUUUUACCCGAGAGUUUUGCAGUUUAAAAUAAAAUCCAUAAACACUCCAUAUGGAGUAAACAUAUGUUUACUUUUCCUUAAAUAUUUUUUUUUAUUGAUUUUUUAAAUAAUAUAUAUUUUUUUUUAAUUAUUAUACUUUCUCUUUAUAUUUAUGCCUAAAACUUACAAGUAAAACAUAAAAUAAAAUUAUAUUUUUUUCCUUAACAGUAAAGUUUAUUAUUUUUAUGAAAGAUAUGCAUUUAUUUUUAUCUUAACAAAAUUAUAUAAUUUUUCUUAUACAUAAAAAAA